AGGUGAGAUGUUUUUAAUCCUAUGUAACGGAAAUAUAUUACCCCUAUUUUCUUUUCUUUGUUAUGUUUGUUUGGAUUGUACUGGUUUAUUGUGUGCUUAUGGGGAAUGCAGAGACUUCGUUAGUCUUAUUUUUGUAAUGUUCACUUUCAGUAAAAUGUGAGGAGGAAAAAAAAAAAAGAGCAUCUGAAGCUGAAUUUUUUAUCAGUCACUCUGGCCUGUCAUGAAGCGUUCCUUCUGAAUGCAUGUGAUGACUGAUGGUGAGACAGACUUGAGUUUAUUGGCCAAGUUUGCAGUUAAUAUGAAAAAAUAAAGUACGCAGUAUGAAUGCUAAGAAAUCAAGCUAAGUAAUUUUGUCCCAUUCUUUGACGUACUGUAUCUGUAAUGUAUUAUUUGUAAUGUUUAGUAUAUGUUCAGAAUGUCUAACUUUUUGGAAUCGCAAAAACAGCACAUGGCAAUGUUUACUUGGGACUAAAUGUUCAUAUCUAGAUCUUUCAGGACAGUCUGUCAUUCAUUACUGUCUAUUUACCUGUGUUGUUCUAACAGCCUCAAAGAUUAACCUUCAACGUUUUAAUGGCCUGAGCAUCUCACAUUAGUGCCUUUAGGCUUUUUCCCCACAUGGUGAUAUAUCUGUAUACCUGUGCAUUCAUAAUUUGCCCCUGAAGCAGUCACAGUGUAGUAACCUCUUUAUUAGCCACAGUCCAGGAAAGCCUCUGAAAUUAGUUCCACUUCAAUACUUGGCUACUAGGUUCCGGUCACAUGGUCGUUUAAUGCACUAGGGGCCGGUAUUUGGCUCUGCACAGCCUGAGCGUAUUGCAUCUGAUCUGUGCCAGUCCGAGGGGUCAGAUGUGACCUCCGAGAGACUCAGAGACUAGGAGCAAACUUUCAGAAAGUAAAAGAAAUCAAGCACAGGGAGUCCAGCCAUGUUCAGGGAUGACUCUGAUAAGACAUACCACCACAUAGGAGGAGCUGUCACCGGGGAAUCCACGGAUGUUGCCCGCAGCACAGCUGCAGAUGCGCGAAUUAGGAAACGUCUACACAAAUCAAGUCUUAACAAGUGAAAUCUGGAAUAAACUGACUGAUAUCGUUUCGGGAAAUAUGGUGUAAAGUACUGCACUCCAGUAGCGCGCAUUCACAUGAACGCCGCUGGGCUCGCGCCGAACCACACACGAGCGCUAUGCGGCUGCGGACAACGCGCGACAGCAUCAGCUCUGGCGUUUGGGGUUUGGCAAAUACGGGAUCUGCAAGUUGAGCUUCAUGCAGAAGAUGACUCAGAGUAAAUAAGGCCCUUCAUUUUCCUGUGCAACAACUAUGCUGCCAAAAGAGCAACACUGUGAUGGCAAGGCUGCCAAAACCUCCUGCAAUGAAGAAAAAGCUAAGGCCAUGAAGAAUGAAAAGAAGGAGGUUGUGUACGUGGAUCCACCAGAUGGCGGUUGGGGUUGGAUGGUGGUUUUGCAUUGUUUUCUGGUGAACGUGUUGGUGAUGGGUACAUUGAAGAGCUUUGGGAUCUUCUUUGUGGCACUGCAGGAUGAGUUUGGAGGCUCGUCCGAGAGCAUCAGCUGGAUUGGAUCCAUAAUGUCCAGCCUCAGGCUCUCCGGAGGUCCGUUGGCCUCGGUGGCCUGUGCCAAGCUGGGGAACAGGGUUACCUCCAUAGUGGGGGCGCUUUUCGUCAGCGCCGGCUUUCUCUCAAGCAUAUUUGCCCCCAGUGUGCUUUACCUUUACAUUAGUAUGGGGCUAGUUGUUGGUCUCGGGUUUGCUCUUCUUUAUCAGGCCACAUCUGUUGUAACAGUGACCUAUUUCCGAAAGAGGCUGGCAACUGCAUAUUCUAUUGGACGCUCUGGCAUGGGUCUGACCUUUGCCCUCGCUCCUUUCACUCAGCUGCUUUUGGAUCAGUAUGCUUGGCAGGGAGCUCUGUUGAUUUUGGGAGGCCUGAUGCUGAACCUGGUGGCCUCUGGGAUGCUUUUGCGGCCCAUUAACGUUAGACUUCUAGCUUCACCCAUGUCAAACUCCACCCUUCAUGAGGCUGGAUCUGAGAAAGAUCCUCUUAAGAACAACAUGAAUGGCAGCACGCCUGUGUCCAAUGGCACUUCUAAAAUGGACAGCUCUUCCCCCAAUCACAGGGACACACUUAUAAUAGAGAACCCAGCUCAUGAGCAGAACACUCUUCCACAUCUGGAUCUCAAAACAUCCAUUCAGAAUGGGGUGAAUGGAACAGACAGCAGCCAAAUUAAAACAUCCCCUGAGAUGAAUGGGGUUUCUCCUGUGGAUGCAUUACUUGAGAACAGCAAAACAGAAAAACUUCCUGAAAACCCCCAAAAAAUACUGGACUUCUCACUUUUAAGGAACCCUUUCUUUUGCAUCUACACCUGGUCGCUAGUCUUCAGUCAGCUGGCUUAUUUUAUCCCUUACUUCCAUUUAUCUGCAAGGGCCCGGAACCUGGGCAUCGACCCCAUGGAUGCUUCUUUCAUCAUCUCUGUGGCUGGUAUAACAGAGACAGUGGCCCAGCUUGCAUCUGGUUGGGUGACGGACAGGAAUCUGGUUCACAAAUAUCACUACCAUAAGGCCUACCUGAUCCUGUGUGGUGUGGUCAAUCUUCUCUCCCCUCUGGCCACCUCGUACAUCUUGCUCAUGGUCUACGCUGUCUUCUUUGCCAUCUUUUGUGGAGGGUACAUGGCGCUACUACUUCCUGUGCUGGUGGACUUGGUGGGUUCUGAAAAGCUGAACAACUCGAUGGGGUUCUCAAUGUUCUUUGUGGGGCUUGGCUGUCUCACAGGUCCUCCUCUGGCAGGCUUCCUGUAUGACUACACUCAGACCUACGACUGCUCCUUCUACCUGGCAGGUGUGUGUUACCUGUUAUCAUCGGUUUCUCUUUUCCUCGAGCCUCUGGCGAGACGCUGGCAAGCCCGAAAGAAGCGGCUGGAGACGCUAAACGAAGAAUUGAUGUGGAGUAACGGCUGUUUCUGCCCUGCACCUCAGAGGAAUGGUGUUGUAUAAUAAAGGAAUAAACUCAACGCCAUUUUACUUUCCACCAUGUCAUGUGGUUCGCCCUCUGAGGGCUGAUCGGAAGAGGACCUGACCUGAACAUUUGGUGGGACCACAAUGUGGCAAGCAAAUGAAUGUUCAUUUGAAUACAGAGACCAAUAAAUUAAUGCUUGAGGACACUACAAUGCAAACUAUUUUGUUAGUGGGUGAAUACAAAUGGAUUUUGUUGAAUUGGUUUGAUAUAUAAACAAAUAGUUUCACUCACCGUCAAUCUUUAAUGACAAUCAGAUCAGCACAAGAACAAAAUGAGGAGACUUCAUCGCCAUAUAAGCAUUUAUUUUCCAGCACAUCAUGAAUCUGGAUCUUCCUUCAUUAGAAAGGUACUCAAACGCUUCCACUGGUAUGAUUGAAAAUGUGUGUGUAUCACAUGACAAAUUUUACUCACUUAGGCAAAUAUACUAGAACUAAAAUAAGAGUAUUUUGUCAGAUUGUGAUGGGUCUAUGCAAUAAGCCUAGGACGGCUGUUUCCUCUGUGAGCCCCCAUUUUGAGCCUUUAAUGCCUGUUCGUGUCUGUUAAUGUGUUUUUGCAAUGUAUCAGUUGCUAUUAAGCUGUGUAAAGGACUACAUAAGGGCACAAUGACGGAAAAACACAGAUUUUGUUUUGCCGUCGGUGCCCCAACUGGAAGACAUUUUGGGGCAGAAUAUUCCAGACAUGGAGUUUUUUUUCUCGCUGGUGCCAAAUCAGUCCCACUGUCAUUCACUACUGACAACAACCAAGAGAUUUUCUGGAACAAACUGCUGCGUGAAUACAAGUGAAUAUUCUUCUGAUGCUAAUGAGCCAAGUGUUGCAAGAAUUAGGUCAAUUGGCUUGUGGGUUCAUGUGUACCUGUACAAGAGGCCCAGAUGGUGAGCAUCUAUGUGGAGAGUUUCUCUAAAGUGCAAAUCCUUUAUACUUAUUGUCACUUUUAUUUUUUAGGUUUUUGUUUUGCUGGGUAAUCUACAGUGCACUAUGUUUAUCACCACUGUUUGCCUUUGUACACAAUGACUGUGCAAAAUAUCCUGUGAUGAGAGCCAAAGAUGCAAUAGAAAUAUAAUUUUUCAUUCUACGCAUUUGAACAUGUCGUUUGUAUAUAGAAAUACAAUCUAGUUACUGCUCACACGUAGUAAGUACUACUGCUCAAAGUAGUUCUGUGUGAGCUGUUGCCCUCUAGAGGCACUAACGAUGUACUGUUACUGGAAUGUUGUAUCAAUUAACAGGCAAUCCAUGUUCUGGAAUGUCUAGUUGUUUUCUUUCAUCAGCCAAGUAAUGACAAACUAUGAGGAAAGUAUUUCCUAACAAGAAUGAGCAAGACACGCACAACUUCAACAAUUUAUCAAAUAAGCACAUCACAAAGAUAAGAACAGUAUGUUAUACUCUGGCCACUGAAAUGUUUUUUUUUUUCUUUUUCAGAAAGCAUUUCUUUAUCACUCUAAAUUGUUUAAUGAAAGCCGGGUUCUUUGGUGAAAUUGGUUAGUUGGUAAUGUAUAAAUUGUUUGAAAACUCAAAAACUAGACAGUUAAGGGGACACAAUAACACUAUUCUGUACUGUUAGUGAUUUUGCAAUUGUAUGGAAAUGUGAUAGCAUUGUGCUGGUAUUGGGGUUAUUAGCUGAACGUUUUUUUGUUUUUUUUACUGUUUCUGGAGGUUUUGAAUAAUUAUUUUGUUGACAAUGCUCACAACUGUUAAGAUUUACAUGACUGCAAUUAAAGUCAGCGGUAAAUUAGACAAA
Molecule: messenger RNA, 4748 nt
Organism: Ctenopharyngodon idella (grass carp)
Lineage: Eukaryota; Metazoa; Chordata; Actinopteri; Cypriniformes; Xenocyprididae
Gene: slc16a4
Product: solute carrier family 16 member 4
Exons: 11
Coding region: 1309-2991 (560 amino acids)
Biological process (GO): monocarboxylic acid transport; transmembrane transport
Molecular function (GO): monocarboxylic acid transmembrane transporter activity
Source: RefSeq, a predicted model, not a curated record